Molecule: messenger RNA, 3508 nt
Organism: Chiroxiphia lanceolata (lance-tailed manakin)
Lineage: Eukaryota; Metazoa; Chordata; Aves; Passeriformes; Pipridae
Gene: LCP1
Product: lymphocyte cytosolic protein 1
Biological process (GO): actin filament network formation; actin filament bundle assembly
Cellular component (GO): actin filament; actin filament bundle; cytoplasm
Molecular function (GO): calcium ion binding; actin filament binding
Source: RefSeq, a predicted model, not a curated record
ACUCAGUCUUGGGCUCUUAGUCUUGGGCUUGACUAGUUGCUCUGCAGAAAAGCAAGAAUUUCCUGAUCACGCAGUGACCUAUUUCAACAUACUACUUUGCAGUUCCUCAACCGUACAAGAAGUUUGGUUUUGUAAGAAGUUCUUCCCUUUCUGUUGGAUUUGCAGCUGUUGAGGUGUUUGUUGCUCUGACAGUUUGGACCCACUGCUUAGCCCAGGAGACCUGCCACUCAGAGAAGUAAAAAAUGGCGUCGACAACACACUUCUCAGAGGAGGAGAUGGCAGAGCUACAGGAGGCUUUCAGCAAAGUCGAUAUCAGUGGGGAUGGCUUCAUCGAUGCCAAUGAAUUAACAGAAGCGUUAAAGGCAGCCAAUUUCCCUCUCCCAGGAUAUAAAGCCAGAGAACUCAUUCAGAAUCUGACAACCACAGGGAACGGCAGGAUCAGUUUUGAUGAAUUUAUUUCAAUUUUCCAAAACCUGAAGAGUGAUGAUGUUGCCAAGUCAUUCAGAAAACAAAUCAACAAGAAGGAGGGGAUCUGUGCUAUUGGUGGGACAUCCGAGCAGUCCAGUGCUGGCACACAGCAUUCUUACUCAGAGGAAGAAAAAUAUGCCUUUGUCAACUGGAUUAACAAAGCCCUUGAGAAAGACCCUGACUGUAAACAUGUGGUCCCAAUGAAUCCAGAAACAGAUGACCUCUUCCAGGCGGUUGGUGAUGGCAUAGUGCUUUGUAAGAUGAUCAACUUUUCAGUGCCAGAUACCAUUGAUGAGAGAACAAUCAACAAAAAGAAACUCACACCCUUCACAAUACAGUUCCCCAGUUAUUGCAUCAUCAAAACAUCUCUUCUUUCCCUAGGAAAUCUGAACUUGGCCCUGAACUCUGCUUCAGCCAUUGGGUGGCCAUGUGUUAACAUUGGAGCUGAAGACUUAAAAGAAGGGAAACCUUACCUGGUUCUGGGUCUUUUAUGGCAAGUCAUCAAAAUUGGACUCUUUGCUGACAUAGAGAUCAGCAGGAAUGAAGCCUUAAUUGCUCUUCUGAGAGAAGGAGAGAGCCUGGAGGAUCUGAUGAAGUUGUCUCCAGAGGACCUGCUGCUGAGGUGGGCAAACUAUCAUCUGGAAAAUGCAGGAUGCAACAAAGUCAACAACUUCAGCUCAGACAUAAAGGACUCAAGAGCUUAUUACCAUUUGCUGAACCAAGUUGCCCCCAAGGGAGAUGAAGAAGGCAUUCCAGCUAUUACUAUUGACAUGUCAGGAUUAAGGGAGAAGGACGAUGUGCAGCGCGCAGAGUGCAUGCUGCAGCAGGCGGAGCGCCUGGGCUGCCGGCAGUUCGUCACUGCCACUGACGUCGUCCGGGGGAACCCCAAGCUAAAUCUGGCCUUCAUCGCCAACUUGUUCAACAAGUACCCUGCCCUGCAUAAGCCAGAGAACCAGGACAUCGACUGGAGCUCUAUUGAAGGUGAGACAAGGGAAGAGAGGACGUUCAGGAACUGGAUGAACUCCCUGGGCGUUAAUCCACGUGUAAAUCACUUAUAUAGUGACCUGUCAGAUGCCUUGGUUAUCUUCCAGCUCUAUGAAAAGAUCAAAGUGCCAGUAGACUGGAACAGAGUGAACAAACCACCAUAUCCUAAACUGGGUGGCAACAUGAAGAAGCUUGAAAACUGCAACUAUGCAGUGGAACUGGGAAAGAAUCAAGCCAAAUUUUCCCUCGUUGGUAUUGCUGGGCAAGAUCUCAAUGAAGGAAACCGUACACUCACCCUGGCCUUAAUCUGGCAGUUGAUGAGAAGGUACACCCUGAAUAUCCUUGAAGACAUUGGUGGCGGAGAAAAGGUCAAUGAUGAAAUCAUUGUCAGCUGGGUCAAUGAAACACUGACUGCAGCCGGGAAGGAUUCAACCAUCUCCAGUUUCAAGGAUAGCAAAAUCAGCACCAGCAUGCCAGUCCUGGAUCUCAUUGAUGCCAUUCAACCAGGAUCAAUCAAGUAUGACCUCUUGAAAACAGAGGACCUGAAUGAUGAGGAGAAACUAAAUAAUGCUAAAUAUGCCAUCUCUAUGGCAAGAAAAAUUGGAGCAAGAGUCUAUGCCCUUCCAGAAGACUUGGUUGAAGUAAAACCCAAAAUGGUCAUGACAGUCUUUGCUUGCCUUAUGGGAAAAGGUAUGAAGAAAGUUUAAAGCACAAAAGACUUUUACUGGUGCCUGUUAUUCAUCCUUUAGAUUCCCUCAAACUGGAUGCUCUUCUCUGUAUCAAAGAAAUAUGCAGGGUGCUCAUGCUUUUGAGGCAUGAAUGUUACACAUCGUUCCAGAUCAUACAGAAGUUGUGUAUUCACGUGUAUCCAGGAAAUAUUUUGAUUUGAACAGUAAUAUGUGCUUGAUUUCUUUGCCUUAUUUUCCACUUUGCUAGAUAUAACCAUUUCAUAUUCCUGAAUAAGCUUUCAAUACUGAGGUAUAAACACAUCCUUUUUUAAAUGGAUACCCGGGUUUUCUGUCAGAGGUCACCUGGAGAUCUUUGUCUUGGGAGGUACAGACAGCUUUUAGGACUAUGAAACGUUAUAUGCUGCUUCUGCCUGAAAAUAUCGUCAUGCUUUUCAUAGCAUUUCUGCCAUACUUACCUUCAGUUUGCACCUGGGAUAACUCAAGGGGUUUCCCCAAGCCAAUUCAAAUAUUAGCGACUAUAUUUUUGAAUAGUAGGAUCCUCUUAGGAAAUUCUUUUGUAAAGAGAGAAGUAUUUGGUGUCUGCCAUGUGUUGCUGGUACGUGAACUGAGCAGUACUUUUCCCUGCAAGUUAUGCCUCUGCUGUCAGUGGCAUUACUCACAGAUUACAUUACUGCUCAUGGAAAAAAACAUACUGCAGCCUGGACCUCCAAACUCUGGAAUCUUUGCAAGAAACAUUCUCCAAAGAAUAAUUCAUUUUUAUGUCAUAAUAUAUUUAAAACAGAAACGGAUUGCAAAGUAUGGUAGAAAUGAAAACCAUGAUAAAGAAACUAAGGGAAUGUACUCAGUUAGUAGCAAUACUGUAAGAAGUGAACCAAAGGGAUGUAGAAUGACAUAUUUAUGUAGCCAAUAAAAAUUAAACUCUGUUAACUUCACAGACUUGCACUCAAAGGGCUGCGGCUCUGAUUCAGGAGAGCAUUUAAAUCUGCGCUUGCAUAUGAAACAAAUACUAAAAUGCUUCCCUGAACCCAGGCUGGGAUCCUCAAUGGGGCUAAAUCAGCUUAGCUUUGAGGCUGACAAAGCACUGUCAACUUGUCUCAGAUGAGGACCUAGCCGUGUCUAUAGAUAGUCAGCGGGAUAUUUGCACUGAAUCUCUUCCUUGGCAUGAGACAUUUACUGUUCUGGCCUCUGUGUGGAUUUUACUGUGGUGAAAUGCAGAAGGAGGGAACUUUGCCUUAAUGCAAUCCCGUUGACACAGUCUUAGCUCUCUCCCUAUCCCCCUCCCUCUCCUCCAGCCCUUCAGAAUUGCCUUAAUAAAAAAACAAUAUUCAGUGAUGUGAGAAGUCUGUCCAAAUAAAAUGUUCUAUAAA